Cucurbita moschata (crookneck pumpkin) is the source of this 672-nucleotide messenger RNA. Its product is annotated as transcription factor PCF8-like. Gene Ontology annotation, cellular component: nucleus. The transcript has a single exon. Lineage: Eukaryota; Viridiplantae; Streptophyta; Magnoliopsida; Cucurbitales; Cucurbitaceae. The record is from RefSeq and is a predicted model, not a curated record. Gene Ontology annotation, molecular function: sequence-specific DNA binding; DNA-binding transcription factor activity. The coding region runs from base 1 to 672 and encodes 223 amino acids.
AUGACAGGAAGAGUAAAUAAUAUGAUCUCAAGAUUGAAGCCAGAGGGCGUUCAUGUUGAAGCAAAACAAAUGGAGGGCAAAAGGAAGAAGGGGCCUUCAAGGCAAGGGCCAUUUCUUAGAGGCAAUCCAAGAAUUUUUAGAGUUUCUCCUUUGUUUGGAGGAAAAGACAGGCAUAGCAAAGUUUGCACAAUGAAGGGCUUAAGAGACAGAAGGAUUAGGCUUUCAGCUCCCACUGCUAUUCAACUUUAUGAUUUGCAGAACAGACUUGGCCUCAGCCAACCCAGCAAAGUCAUAGACUGGCUGAUUGAUGUCACAAGAGUUGAUAUUGAUAAGCUCCCACCACUCCAUUUUCCAAAAGAUUUUGACCCAAAUGCCUCGUUUCUUCAUCUUGAUAUUGCAGAUGCUGCAGCGAAGGCCAAACAUGAAGAAACUGGGAUGCUUUUGCUUCAGAAGUUGUCUCCUUCACCCAACAAUGCUUCUUUUUCUGCUCUUCAGCUUCAAACCAACGCCAUGACUGAAAACUGUUGCCAUUUUGACCCUCCAAGCUUUCCAUUCCCAUUAAUGGAUCAGGCCAAUCCAGCUUCAUUUUCCUCGCCUUCUGAGCAGUUGCUGUUCCGUCCAUUGACGAUGCCACCCGAAGUUUCUUCUUACCUUCGUAACGGUGGAAAUUAA